Molecule: messenger RNA, 3472 nt
Organism: Lepus europaeus (European hare)
Lineage: Eukaryota; Metazoa; Chordata; Mammalia; Lagomorpha; Leporidae
Exons: 2
Coding region: 75-1466 (463 amino acids)
Biological process (GO): virion assembly
Molecular function (GO): zinc ion binding; nucleic acid binding
Source: RefSeq, a predicted model, not a curated record
AGACCAGGGUCCAGGUGAUCAGAUCCACAGACUGCUGCAGCCUUUCUCGGGGCUCAUCUGGGAUCCUCCAGAGGAUGGGUAAUAAGGCAUCUUCAGCAUACACCCCCAUGGAGUGCAUUCUCCGGCACUGGGAGUCCCUAGGCCUGCAGAGCUUGAGGAAAAAACGCCUGGUCUUUCUGUGCACUGAGGCAUGGACAGCAUACGUCCUGGAGGACGGAGAAGCCUGGCCCCCAGAGGGAAGCAUCAACUACAACACCAUCCGACAGUUAGACUCGUUCUGCCACAGAGCAGGGAAGUGGUCCGAGGUCGCCUAUGUCCAGGCGUUUUUUGCCCUCCGGAACAACCCACACCUCUGUCGACUGUGCAAGGUGGACUUGGCCCUUCUGACUGCCAUCACCACCGGGGCUCCCACCAGCCCUCCCUCCCCUCCUGAGCUUUCCCCGGCUCCCUCUUCUGAGCCCCCUGCUUCUCCAGGCCCCUCUCCCGGGAGACCCAACACCCAACCUGUAGCCUCCAUCCCAUUCCCCCAGGAGGUUCCCACAGGGCUCAGCAGCGCCGCUCACGGGCAGGUCCCCUUCUCCACAGCUCACCUUGGGCAGGUAAAGGGAAAGUUGGGAAGCUUUUCAGAUGACCCUGACAGCUAUAUUGGGGCCUUCGAGCAUUUGACCGCGGUCUAUUACCUCACCUGGAAGGAUGUGAUGGUAAUCCUAACACACACCCUAACCUGGGACCAGAAACAAGCUGCCUUCCAAGCGGCAGAAACCUUUGCCAAUGAGAUCUACAUGGUCUUUGGCUCGUUAUCUAAUCGGGGAGACCAAGACGAGCUGUAUCCUAUAGGGGUAAUGGCUGUCCCUCAGCAAGAGCCUUGCCCCGAAUGGAAAGCAGAGGACCCUAGGGGGGAGUGGAAACGGAAGUACUUCAUCGCCUGUCUGCUUCAGGGACUGAGAAGGAUCAAGAGCAAGCCUGUGAACUACUCCAGGCUGUGCAUGAUCCACCAGGACCGGUGGGAGAGUCCCCUUGCCUUUCUACAGAGGCUGAGGGAGGCCCUAGAGAAACACACCACCCUGUCCCCCGAUUCUGUAGAGGGACAGCUGAUGUUAAAGGACAAGUUUAUUACUCAGUCGGCCCCAGAUAUUAGAAGAAAGCUCCAAAAACAGGCUUUUGGACCAGAGAGUACCCUAGAAAAUCUCCUAAAUAUUGCCACUAAAGUCUUUUACAACCGGGACCAGGAAGAGAACAGACGAUGGGAGAGAAAGGCUAGGACAAAGGCCACAGCUCUGGCAGAGGCUGCAUAUGCACACCAAUCUAAGGGCUCCCAGGGGUCUCUGAAAUGCUACAGCUGUGGUCACACAGGACACUUCAAAAGGGAGUGCCCACAUUCCUUUGCCAGAAAAAGCCUCCAGGAUCCUGUCCUAUUUGCAGUGGGGAUCACUGGAAGGCAGGCUCAGGCCUCCCACUGCAGAUAACCCAAGAGGACCCCUGGGGCCGGGGCCAUGCCUACGCCUACGCCUACAGGCUCCCACUACCCAGAUCACCUGUAUUCGAGAGCCCCGGGCAGCCCGGCAGUAGAGGGGAGGAAGCAAUUUCCUCCUGGACACGAGCUGCCUUUUCUGCCCUUCUCUGUAACCCAGGUCUGUCCCCUCUUCCCUUAGCAUGGUGAGAGGUGUGCACUAGAAGAUAGAAACAAGGCCACAGCCACUUUUCCACUGCCUGAGACCCUCAACCAGCUCAGCCACUCCUGGCUAUUAGAGCCAUUGCUGACUCUGGACCCUGGCAUGGGGAAAUACCCACUCCUUGUACCAGCUGAUACAAGGCCCCCAGGCGGCAGGGUCCCAGCCCCAACAUUGCCUGGUUUUCGCUCCGUAAUAGGAAGGGGCAUGAUGGCUUUAGGGCUGUUGCAUCUUAGCAAAGAACCUGACCUGGUGGCCAGUCUGCCUCAGUGGCCCCCUUGAUUCCCGAAGCCAUCAAACUGACCUGGGUGGACACCUUCCCCUCAGAACCGAGGGCCUCUGAAGUGAAGGUGUUGGCGUCUGAGAAGAUUGCUUGAUUUUGCUCCCCAGAAGCCUACAAAGUGACAAUGACCUCUCUUUCCAGGCCACCUCUACUCAGGGUGUCUCUAAGGUGCUAGUUAUUCAGUAGCAUCUGUGUGGUGCCUGGAGUCCUCAGUCCUAGAAAAGACCAGUGACACCCUCCAGUGAUACCUCAAAAAAGUUUAUCUCAGGGAACCCACAGCCCCCAGACCUCCCUCUGACCCCUGGCUUUUCUAUGCACUAGAAACUGCCCCUCAGAACUUUUCCAGUCCUGAUUUCCUGCUAGAUGAGGGAUAAGACAGGCAGUUUUGGCAGACAGGACAGCUUUCAGCAACCCAGCCCUGAGAGCAGACUGCCUGUGCAGGAGAUCUGUGCUGGUGAAGUCUGCCCUGCCCCCAGCCCCCAGCCCAAAAGGAGCGUGGGAGGGACCCUAUCCCAUCAUGCUUUGUACUGCAGCAGCUAAAGGUGCCUGGACUAGAGUACUGGAUGUACCACUCUCAAAAAGCCUGGGCUUCCAAACCAACUUCAGACCCCAUCCCAGAGGAUGGCUGCAACACCUCCGAAGAGAACGGUGACUGCUCCUGGGAGGUGACUGAGGGACUCCAGCUAUUCAGAAGGGAAAAGGACCCCCUCGCAGUUCACGUAAGCACACCUGGCUGGAAGCUGGUUCCCCACGCUGUAGCUCAGUCACGGCACCACUGUGCUCACUAUUAGGACUGGACCGUGCUUUCUCUGUUGUUAACUGCUCCUGCCUCCCUGAACUGGCCCUGUGCUGUCACUCCUAACCUUAUGCUCACGGUUCAACAGGGAUAGGAAGCAACAGUGGAUGGGUUCAAUGGUCUUGCAGAACUAUUGGGGACAAGGCUGAGCAGGUUUGUAAGACUUGAGUCCUGGUCUACAGGUUAUCACAUAUGCAGGCCUUCCGUCCAGGACCCCUGGCAGGCCUCUGGAGGAAGAACCCUGACUGCUGUCCCCAGCAUCGCCAGCUUGAAGGAGCCAGAGCAGUCGUCGGCCCUGCUCCCUGACAGCGGUUACAGUCACCUCUUCAGACGGUAGCAGGGGCAGGGGUGCCCCUCCCCACUGUGGUGCUGAGACCUGGAGGCAGCCAGCUUCUGUGAUUGCAGACUUAGCUGUCAUCCAGUUCCCACAGCCAAGAACCGAUCAGAAGUCACUGCUGAGUGUCCCCUUUGCCUCUCCCAGACCAGUCAUGAAAACUUUCCUUUAUAGCCCAUAAAAACCUCGAUAGGAGCGCGUCUCCUAACAGCAACCCCCUUUGGGAGCAUCUCUUCAAUAAACUUUGCACAUGCAAUCAGCCUUCCUUGUCCAUGCUCUGCGUUCUUAGUGGUCGCAAGGCAUGAGCCCGGGUGUUCAGAGCCAUGGACUCCUGGAAUGCAAUAGCUGUGAAUCUGAGGGAGGGGAGGAAGUUGUCAGGAGCUCCGGCA